AAAGGCCCAAUUUAAUAGUCAUAGUAGUCUAUAGUCUGAGUGACACAGAGGCAGGUAAAGCAGGUUCAUUUUUUCAUUUAGCUUUAGUUAGUCAGCACCAUGUGGGCUCUUGAUGAAGUAAAUAUGGACACCACAGACACUCCAUGGCAUUGGUAUUAUCUGGCAGAUUGUGGGAGGUGGCACAGCUUUGAGGAUGACACCACUAACCCCAUUAGCAGUGAGGACAUAGAGAAAUACUAUUUGAGAGACUCAAAAUCGUUUAUGAAUGUAAAUACACAGAGCUACAGAAGUCAACUUGAUUUUUCAGGAAUGUUGCAGACGGACCUCACCACAGGAAAGCAAAGAAGAAUCCAACGCCACUUUAAUCUUGAGAAAAGCUGUUCCUGUUUCUGUGGGCCGCCUGUUUUCUGGGAUCAAUUGGAUCCUACAGCUCCUUACCAGCUGAUCCAGCUGAAUAAGCUCACCUCAGAGUAUCGGACUGUGGCAGAUUAUGUGAAUAAUGAUGGUCUACUGAACAAAUCCAUUGUAGCAAUACGCAGGAUACAGAAUUUGGACCUCUGGGAAAUAUAUUGCAGGAAAAAAAAACAACUAAUGAAGAUUAAAGGUGUCAAAGAAAUUCCAGAGAGGCGCCUUUUCCAUGGGACUGACACUAAAAAUGUAGAUAGCAUUUGCAAAUAUAACUUUGAUUUACGGAUACGGAAAAAGAAUGGAAGAACAUACGGCAAUGGUAUAUAUUUUGCCAUCCAUGCAUCACAUGCAAAGACAUAUAGUACCAACAGCACAGCUUCAACACAUGAUGGAGACAAUAAAAUUAUAUUUCUUGCUCGAGUGAUAGUUGGGAAAUACAACCUUGGAAAACCGGAUUUGUUUAAGCCAGAUGAGGAAAACUCUUAUGACAGUUGCGUGAAUGACAUUGAUCAUCCCAAAAUAUUCAUUAUAUUUGAUCCGAAUCAAAUAUACCCAGAAUAUCUUAUUGAGUACCAAUGAACUCAAUCAACCUUAGCCUGUUAAAGAAAGCUUUUGCAAGAAAAUAUUUAUUUCCUUAAGCCCAUAUUUGAAAUUAUAUAUAGUAUGGAUAAAUAUCUUAUAAUCUAAUUUAUUAAAUAGUCAAUAUUUGAUAUUUCUUAUAAAAUUGUGUUAGUACUGGUUCUUAUAGGCCCUCUGAUUGACCUUUGGCUCAUUAUGAGUACAAUAAAUACGUUCACAUCUUACAAAUAAACUUUGUGACUGGACCAAACAAAAGUGUGUGUCUUUCUGUUUCAGCCUCUUUUAUCUAUCUUGAUUUAUACAUUUUGGUCCAUUGACUCUUCUUGCAUUUGUCAUUGGCAGCUAGAUUGAAUCCCUGCAAAGAGUGAGUGACAUGCAGAUGUGCAUUUAUGUCUUGACUCAUUAACCAUAUAUAUUGUAUGUUUGCUUGAAGUCAGUAACAUUGUAACACCAAUUUUGCACAUUUUUGUAAUCAAUUAAAAUGAUUUUUCAUUGGGAUGUUUGUGAGAUCUCACUAAAAAAUACAGGCAAUCUUGAAGAUCAACUAACAGAAACAUUGAUUUGCUGUCAUUCUGAAUUUCAGGUGCAAAGCUGCAGUUAUUUUCAGCUUUAAAAAACACCGGUCUACUCUUCCCCGCAGACUGACUGUCCACAUCGAGAAAAGCACAGGAAUGUUGCAGACGGACCUCACCACAGGAAGGAAAAGAAAAACCCCACGCAACUUUAAUCUUGAGAAAGGGAGAGAUAAUGCCAGUGGAUAAUAUUUACCAUAGCACUGUCAGUUCAGUUUGAUUUCUUAUUAAAUGAAACUGAAACAAUUACUAUAGCUGAGACUUGGCUCCUUCCUCAGGUGUUCCUGUUUCUGUUCUCCCCCUGCUUUCUGGUAACAUUUUGAUGCUACAGCUUCUUACCAGGUAAAUAGGGGAAAAACUUGAAAAUGAAAUGAUUGAACAAUAGCUGAAACACACAUUGACUAGUUUGGUGGAGCUUCCAGGGACAGACUUUUUGAUAUACAACAAUUGUUCUGCCAAACAUCUCUAAAUCUGAAAAACAAAACGGUUUGUUUUAGAAUAAUUUAUUGAACGAUUUCUCUUGCCUUAUUUUUUUUUGGUCUUCUUUCAGCUCUAUAUGACAACUGUAAUAAUUGUAAGCACAGUUGCCAACAGGACCCAUAGCUACUAUAUGCAAAAUGCUAUGAGCAGUUCUUGCAUAAAUGUUGCCAUGGACAAACUCCUAUUUCUGUCUUAGAUUAGAUGGCAAAAUGCAUUAGAAAUUGUUUAAAUAAUUGAUGGUUGAUUUUAUAAUGUUCCUGUUAAGGUUUGGCCAAUGUAAGCACUGUAUUUUAUUUUGUGAACAAGACAUGAUAAAAUGCAGUACAGAAAACAGCACUGAAAACUUUCCCAUAGUUUCUAAACAAUGUGCAAGUUUUAUUUCUUCACUGUUCAAUUCCAAUUGCAUUGAAAGAAACACUCACUUGAAAAGUCUUUUACUUUUGUUAUGGAAAGGUCUUCAUUGUUCUUUAAAAAAAAAAUAAAAAUACCAGACAGCUUCAGCUACACCGCUUCUAUAAUUUAAUCAAACAUCACAAUCAUCUAACAACAUCGAACACAUGUGAAGAAGCUCUCUCUGUAUCACAGAUCUUUAGUUCUGUAACAGGAAUCACAACCUGAUAGCCCUGAGCAGAGAGGGGGGAAAUAAUAAAGAUAAAAGAGUCUGUUUGGGGGAAAGAAAAAGGAUGAGAUGAUAUGGCACGAAGUUGGCACUUAUAAUACAUAUUAAUAACUUAAAUUCCAUUUGAUCCCAUAGCCUGACACGAAAAAUAAAACAUGAGUGCUUAUAGAUCUUGCUUGGCAGAGGAGGUGUGAGAACUCAUUACAAGCUUUGGCACCACUGAGAUGUGUCAGUUUUUCUGUCUCAAAUGUUCAAAAUGUACCAAUCUUCAUCUUGACUGGCUUUCUAUUGUGUUUCUUUGUGGAUGUUUGCAUUAGAGGGUGGUACCAAAAACAAUCCCCUGCAGCAUUACUUAUCCAGGACAGACAGUUUAAAAAGGGAUUCUUCUUCUGUUUGGACAAAAAAGACAGAGAUUGAGACCCAUCAUGCAAAUUAACCAACAAAAAAUGCUUAGCUUUGUGCUAAAGGGAACAAAGCCUGGAGUGAUGCAACAUUCAUGCUAUGCUCCCUUUAGAUAUUUAGUUUUUCUCAAAGAUGUAAUAUUUUGCUAAGACUUGUAAACCUGCUCAGGUGUGUAAAACAUUGUGUGUGGUCUUUGCUUGUUUAUCAAAGCAAUACAAAACAAUUUGAUGAUGACAAAUUCCAAAAUUGCUUCAGCUAAAUCCAUUUCCUUGUUCGAAUUACUGUCGCACAUAAUAACAAAGUUACAGCCAACCCAGUGUUUAUGAAAACUCUGCAGUUUGCUUUUCUUGUUUUUUUAGAGAUGCACUAAUCUGAGUUUUGUGGUUUAUUUCUGAUCUCUUAUUUUUGUAAAGCUUCAAUCUUCUGACAGAAAUAUUUGCUGAUGGAAGAAUAUGGAAAAAAAAUGUUCGAGCCUUCAUAAGUUGUCAAUCUUUACUUGUAUAUCAUUAUUAUUCAAUCACAGAGUUGAUAUUUAGCAUUCCUAACUGUAAAGAAACAGUGGCUCUCAAACUUUCCAGGCCUCCACCAGAAUGAAACUAGAUAAAAGGAUAAAAGAAAACAUAAUGCAAUAUAUAUAUAUAUAGAUGUAUAUACGUUAGCAGCUGUUCUAAAUGUCCUCAACCUGUGAAACAUGUUCUGUACAGUGGAACGGCCAAUUUCAACUUCAUUUAAAUCCUUCUUUAAACUCCUUACCAAGCUCACAAGCUGCUACAAUCUUCUUUUUUAAGGUCUUGGAAAGCUCCUUCGAUCAAUUAUUUGACAAUAAUGUAAACUAUCAGCAGCACACUGAAAUAAGAGUAUUUAAGAGAACAAGACUCCUGGCUUCCUCCCACAGUCCAAAGACAUG
This is a messenger RNA of Girardinichthys multiradiatus, 3967 nucleotides long. RefSeq names its product protein mono-ADP-ribosyltransferase PARP11-like. Lineage: Eukaryota; Metazoa; Chordata; Actinopteri; Cyprinodontiformes; Goodeidae. The transcript has 8 exons. Gene Ontology annotation, molecular function: NAD+ poly-ADP-ribosyltransferase activity. The record is from RefSeq and is a predicted model, not a curated record. Bases 100 to 987 code for a protein of 295 amino acids.